Medioppia subpectinata is the source of this 642-nucleotide messenger RNA. The record is from the annotation of a GenBank genome assembly. Lineage: Eukaryota; Metazoa; Arthropoda; Arachnida; Sarcoptiformes; Oppiidae.
GAGAGUCGCAGAUACCGGAAGUGCUUUGAAGAGAGCACUCAAGAGCGCAACUUUGCCAUCAUUGAGAGGAAUGGACUCAAACAACAGUGCACUCAAGCCUUCAGACAAGCUCUCCAAGAGAUCAUUGAUCUGAAGGAACAGCUGACCAGAUGUAAGCGCCAGAGGGAUGAGGCGCUCAAAGAGAUCAAUCAAGCGAUGGCCGUACGGAUCAAAGCGGCCAAAGAGAUGACACGAUUGGCCGAAGAGAAUGAGAGGGCGUUGACAGCACUCGAAGGCAUCAGACAAUUGGCCGAAGACUGGGAUGACAGCGAAUCCACGGCCAGUAUAAAAGUGGUCACUGCGGCCGAACCCGAGGUGGCUCAGCUAUAUGGACUAUAUCAGGGGACUCCUUAUUCCAUUGAAUCCGACCUCGAGUUCGUGUUCUUCAGGACCGGCGCUAACCCUAAGCUCGACAUACCUUUCAGUAAAGAGUGGAUCACUUUAUGGACUAAUUUUGCAAAAACUGGGGUUCCGACGAGUGAUAAAAAGUGGCCAAAACUGGUGAACAAAGCGGAAGACUAUAAGAUCUCUCGGGUUAAGGACAUGAAUCCAUACGACUUCAGCAAAACAUUUGUCGAUCCCUUUAAGAGAGAAUGCAAUUAG